Molecule: messenger RNA, 5025 nt
Organism: Catharus ustulatus (Swainson's thrush)
Lineage: Eukaryota; Metazoa; Chordata; Aves; Passeriformes; Turdidae
Gene: ITPRID2
Product: ITPR interacting domain containing 2
Exons: 18
Coding region: 61-3777 (1238 amino acids)
Molecular function (GO): signaling receptor binding
Source: RefSeq, a predicted model, not a curated record
GGCUGGCUCUCUCCGGCGCUCGCCUCCCGGCGUGAAGCCCCCGCCGGCGCCGCCGCCCCGAUGGAGCAGCCCCCGGCGGCGGAGGAGUGGCAAGGGGCGACCCAGAAGAGGAAGGCCUGGGCCAAGAGCCGCGACUCCUGGCAGGCGUCGGAAGCGGAGGAUUUCUCGGCAGCGGCGCUGGCCCGCGGCGAGGAGGAGGAGGAGGAGGAGGAAGAAGAGGAGGAAGAGGAGGAGGAGGAGGAUCUCGGCGGCGGCGAGCUGCCGCUGGCUGCAGGAGCAGGCUGCCACAGCGUCCCCAACGAGAAGAUCGCCAUAUGGCUGAAGGACUGCAGAACGCCUCUGGGAGCCUCCCUGGAUGAGCAAAGCAAUCCUCUGUUGAAGGGCAUGCUGGUGAGAAAUGGAGGAAGUUUUGAAGAUGACUUAUCCCUGGGAGCUGAAGCUAAUCAUCUACGGAGUGAUACCCAAACAGAAACAUGCAAUGGUGUGCUGGCAAAGGACAGGAGGCUGCAGUUCCAUCAGAAGGGGAGAAGUAUGAACUCUACCGGCUCUGGAAAAAGCAGCGCGACUGUUUCGAGUGUUUCUGAAUUACUGGAGCUUUAUGAGGAAGAUCCUGAAGAAGUGCUCUACAACCUUGGGUUUGGAAGAGAUGAACCAGAUAUUGCUUCAAAAAUUCCAGCGAGAUUUUUUAAUUCAUCAUCAUUUGCCAGAGGGAUAGAUAUCAAAGUGUUUUUGAAUGCCCAAAUACAGCGCAUGGAAGUGGAAAACCCAAGUUUUGCUUUAACAAGUCGUUUUCGUCAAAUUGAAGUGCUUACUACUGUGGCCAAUGCUUUUUCUUCUUUGUAUUCUCAAGUCUCUGGGACUCCUUUGCAGAAAAUUGGUAGUAUGAAUUCAGUGUCUUCCAGCAAAGAGGCAUCCAGCCCUCCCCCUCUAAAUCACAGCAAUACAGCCAGUCGGUUGAUGAAGACCUUGUCAAAACUCAAUCUGUGUGGCACACAGCAAGCUGAUGGCAGCAGCUCCGGUAAUCCUUCGCCUGUUGAAAAAGGGAAAAGUCCAGCUGAAGUAGGGAGUGAGGAAAAUGAUGUUAAAAAUGAAUCUAAAUUGUCAAAAUAUCCUAAAAAGAAAGACUGUCCCUCUUCUUUGGCUACUGUAAAGGAGGAGAUAGCCAGCAGUCAGACAAAGGCUGCGAGCGCAGAGAGACCAGCGCACCUCUCUGCUGGGACUGCCGGUGCACAGGAGGGUUCUGUGCCUCCAGCAGAUGGGCAGGGGGGCAGGCUGGCAUGUGCCCAGGAUAGACCCUGUGAAGAACCUGGCCUUUUGGACUCACCAGGCUUCAGCAGCAGUUCCAGCACCUCUGACAGCAGUGUCCUGACACAGAGACUGUCCACAGCAUCGCCAGGUAGAGACCCCUGCGCUCCCCUCGCAAACCCGUCCGUAGUGAACCUCAUGCUGCAGCAGAAGGACUCCUUUGAGAUGGAAGAGAUCCAGAGUACAGAGGGGGAUCUACCUCAACUUUCAGCUGCACACCAGCUAGCAGUGACCAAGUCAAGGAAAGAUCAGCUGUUAAGGACAGCAAGUCAGCACUCUGACAGCAGUGGCUUUGCUGAGGACUCUACAGAUUGUUCUCCAUUCAAUCAGCUUCAGGUUCAGGAAUCUUUGCAGGGCAUGGGAAGCAGUGCUGACAGCUGUGACAGUGAAACAACUGUGACAUCGCACAGCGAGGAGCAGAAGACACCAAUAGCCAAGGAACCGCCCUGUUUUGAUAAGUUGGAGGAGGAGGAAGAUGAGGAGGAGGAGGAUUAUGAUGAUGAUGAAGAGGAUAUUAUGUCUCAAGUAGAGAGACGGAAGGUAGGAGCAGCUUCUGAUAGCAGAAGUAGUGGGGACAGAAAAUUCAGUGACUGCAAAACUGAACAAAAUCAAGGACAAGAAAGCAAGUCAUCUUAUGUAUCAGAGACAGUCCAAGGAGAGGUCAUCUGUAAAGAGGAAGACAUUUCCAGUGAGCAAAAAGAAUCAGACCUGCUGGAGGAAGGCAGUGUAUUUGAGUUUCCUCAGUACCAUACACACCAUAUCCUCAGGUCGAUGCAGUCUCUGGAAGGUGAUGGUGCCUCCCCAUCAUCUGUGGACAGAGUUCAGGUUGCCUUGCAAAGAGCUGAGCUCAGGAUCAUCAACUCACCUGACUCCAAGGCCAGGUGCACUCUGCUUAAGUCAAAAGAUCUUCUGAGGAAGCAGAGGCUCUGGUUUGCUGAACCGGGCUAUCCUCUAAGGCGGUCUCAGUCUCUGCCCACUGCAUUGCUGAAUCCAGUGAAAGUGGUGUCCUCUGUGAAUGUUCAGUUAACUCCAGGAAAAGAGACUCUCUGCAGUCCUCCUUCUUUCACCUACAAGUACACACAAGUGGAGGAGGACAAGAAAGCAGCAUCUGAGAAUGACAGAAGUGAGGAUGAGGCAGCCUCCAGCCAUCCUGUGUGCAAAUCCACACUGUUUAUUGCACCUUCGUCCUCCAAGAAAGAGGUGCCCCAGGCUGGGCCCAGCAGGCUGCCUGAGGAGCUCAGUCCCACCAGGAUACAGAGCUGUCCCCUGCACAUGCCAGCAGCCAUGUCCCAGUCCACGUGCUCCCUCCAUUCCCUCCCCACAGAGUGGCAGGACAGGCCACUGUGUGAGCACAUGAGGACGCUCAGCAGCCACAGUGUCCCAAGCAUCUCGGGCUCUUCCUUCAGUGCCAUGCUUCCCCCCUUCAGCUGUCCCUUCUUUCCAAGGCAUGGAGUUCCUCAUCGUCCUCUUGCCAUGAACCCACCCUCCACUGUGGAGAUGCAGCUACGUAGGGUCCUACAUGACAUCAGAAACUCUCUGCAGAACCUCUCACAGUACCCAGUGAUGAGGGGUCAGGAUCUGUCAGCUGCCACUGGUUACACUACUCAGAGAUCAUCCAUUCUACCUCUCUACGAAAAUACUUUCCAGGAGCUACAAGUGGUGAGGAGAAAUCUAAAUUUAUUCAGAACCCAAAUGAUGGAUUUGGAAUUGACUAUGUUGCGUCAACAGACCACAGUUUAUCAGCAUAUGACAGAGGAGGAAAGAUUUGAAGCUGAUCAGCUGCAGAGCCUGAGGAAGUCUGUCCGCAUGGAGCUGCAGGAGUUGGAGAUGCAGUUGGAAGAGCGUCUGCUUGCCUUGGAGGACCAGCUCAGAAGUCUGCACAUGUCUUCACCUUACAGACCUCAGACACACAUAGGUAUGUAUGGAAGCAGAAGUGCUGAUAAUCUGUCAUGUCCUUCUCCACUGAACGUCAUUGAACCAGUCUCUGAGCUUAUUCGAGAGCAGUCAUUUCUGAAGUCUGAACUGGGCUUAGGACUGGGAGAGCUUGGACUGGAAACACUCCCAGCAGAGGGUGCAGAGUCGGUAUUCUCCCAUGGAAACUCAGAUUCCUCUUCAGUGUGCUCUGGUCACACAGGUAGAAAAGCCAAGGGUCAAAGUAAGAAGUUGUACCGAGCCUCUGUUGCCUUAACACCAACUCCCCCGGUGAGAGCAGGCACUGGACAGCCGGUGGAAAGCUCUGAGGAGUUUGCAGACUCCAAGCCAGAGGUGGAGCACAAACUUGAAAAAGUCCCUCUCAUGCCUUCAGUUGAUGAAAUCCAGAAAGCAGUGGAGCAGGAGGAGCUGCAACAAGUCAUACGGGAGAUCAAGGAAUCUAUUGUUGGUGAAAUAAGAAGAGAAAUAGUAAGUGGAUUGUUAGCAGCUGUAUCACCCCAAAGCAGAUCUGCAACUGCAAAACAAGACACACAGCCAUGAAACUGGUACUACAGGUUGGAUGUAAGUCGGAAGUGCUGUGGGAUUCUGCUCUGGGCAGCACCCACUGGUGAAAGUGUCGAGUUGGUUUUGCUUCAGGAAGUGUUAAAGCUGCUGAGAUGGGCUACUGUGUUUGGCACUUAGUUCUCCGAUGUGGACCUUGCCUUGAGUUCAUCUGUAAGGACUUAGACACUUUAACAUUACUUUCCUUAAAGCAUCAGCGAAAUUGUGUCACUCUGAAAGGUUUUGUAUUUAUUUGUAUGUCCCUGUUGUAAAUUUUUAUGUAGCUAAUUUCUUUGUCUAAUGAUGCAUCAUGAAACUUGAAGAUUUCCAGACAUAACCAAUUUAUAAAUAACACAUACACAUUCAGCCUAGCUUUUUUUAAAAAAAAAUAGAAAAAACUCCACAACAACCCCUCCCAAAACACUGACCUCUAUGAGGUAUUUAUUGUGCAAUAACUGAUCCACUUUAAGAGCUUGAAAUAACCAAUAAUGGUUUCCACUGCUGUUACUUAGAGCCACUUCAAAAGAAGGAAAGAAUCCUGUUAUACAAAUUGCUGUUAAUUCUUGGGGCGGUUACUAUUAGCAGAGUGGUAGAAUGACAUGAGGUUACUCUUAAAACUACUUAAAGUUCUGACACUGAAAGCCUUAUCUUUGUGUAGAAGAUGACUUUUAACUAAUUUUAUUUGCUUCCUUACUGUCUGCUCAUCCCUUUAUAGGAAAGUGCCUUAUUUAAGCACUGGGGUGUGUUUUUUUGGUGUUGACUGCUCAGUCAUACCAAAAGAAGUUCUGCUUCAUAUUAACCAAAAUGCAAUAAAAAUACUAUCUUCUGAAAGCAAUUAGGAUUUGCAACUUGGAAUGCAUGAAUGACCUUGCUUAUAUCAUGGGGAAAAUGGAAAAAAUGUCUUUUCCUUCUCCAUCCCUCACAGAGUGUAUUUUCAGUCAGCCUGGUGAAUAUCCGAUUGUUCCAAUGGAGAAAAUUGGAAGACAUUGGAGUUUUUAUGUGGUCAAAUAGACAUUUAGUGGAUAUAUAAUAUCCCUUUUGGCUGUGCUUGAACUCUACUCCUUUGCCUUUUCCAUCUACUAAAACUCUUUACACUAUGUCAAGGUCUUUAAUCAAAAAUAGUUUCAAAUAUUACAAUAUUAUAUGAAAAAGUUUAUAAAAUUUUAAAUUGUGUUAGGAAGACACACAAGGGCUGAUUUCCUUAAAAAAGUGUAUAUUAAACCAAUAAAAUAUUUAUUUUGCCUAUAA